Scylla paramamosain (green mud crab) is the source of this 1563-nucleotide messenger RNA. Its product is annotated as coactosin-like protein. Lineage: Eukaryota; Metazoa; Arthropoda; Malacostraca; Decapoda; Portunidae. Gene Ontology annotation, molecular function: actin filament binding. The record is from RefSeq and is a predicted model, not a curated record. Gene Ontology annotation, biological process: regulation of actin filament polymerization. The transcript is spliced from 5 exons. Gene Ontology annotation, cellular component: actin filament; site of polarized growth; cortical actin cytoskeleton. Bases 345 to 788 code for a protein of 147 amino acids.
CACACAGUUAUUACUCUCACGGGUUGUUUGAGGUUUCUCUAAUCGUGCACUAAUUGAAAUGAACCUUCGUGUCUCUCCCAGUGUGGUUUUUGUUAAGUUUUGCGUGUUCAUUACACAGAGCACUUGAGGACGCUCUAUCUUCAAAUUCCUCUCUCUACUGAAGUUUCCACGAAGUGUCUCUUAAUCGUGCAGUAAUUGAGGUGAACUUUGAGUUACGUGAGGAAACCAAAAUACAAUAGUGACAAUAACAAAAGUGAUGGAUAGGCGGGUUUGCUGACGGCAGACACAGACAGGCAGGCAGGCAGGCAGACGGGCAGGCAGGCAGGCAGACAGACAGACAGGAAAUGGAGGUGAUGUCCAUGACGCAGAUUGACCGAGAUGGACUUCGUGAUGCCUACAGCGAAGUCCGAGAUGACAAGUCUGAAGUCAACUGGGCGGUCUUCAAGUACGAGGGCAGCCAGGUGAUGGUGGCGGCCAAGGGCGAGUCCUUCGAUGACUUCAAGGCUCAGUUUGGCGAGGACGAGCGAGCGUUUGCCUACAUCCGCCUCCAGACUGGAGACGAGAUGAGCAAGCGGUCCAAGUUCCUGCUGGUGACGUGGGUCGGUCUGGGCGUGUCCCCCAUCAAGAAGGCGAAAAUGUCCACAGAUAAGGCGCUGGUCAAGGAGAUCCUAGCUAACUUCGCGGUGGAGCUGACGCUGGAAAGCCUGUCAGAAUUAGACGUGGAGGCCUUCAGGCAGGAGCUUAUCAAGGCUGGCGGAGCUAACUAUGGCACCGGCAUCCGCGAGUAGCACCGUAGCACCUAGGCACUGGUCGAGCCACAAGGGGACAAGAGAGCCACAAGCACCGCCUCACUCCAGCUGGGACUAACUGUAUUUGACUGAAUCACCGGGCCUUUCCAUCUAAGCCAUCUAUGUUUUGACCACGAGCCUCCAGUUGUUGCUUGUAGAUCAGGUGCCUCCAGAAUAGGGUCUUAUUUUAGGACCCCAGCUGUGCCCUAGGUCCUGCAUCGCAUUGCAGCACACUGGCAUGGUCCCACCUGCGUCUCUGGCGGUGCUCGAGGCCGCAGUGAACCCUUGUGGUAUCGGCUGUCAGGGAUCUAAUCAUUUUUAGGGCCUUAGAAUGAUUCAGUUUCUUGUGGGUUUCAGUAUUUUCACUUCAUAUAACUACGGUGCUCCCAUCCCUGUCGGUCCCUCCCCUACCAGCCAACCAGUCAGAACUCUGGUCAGAGUAUUCCUUCACUAUUUCAUCUGAGUUUCAUGCAGUAUCCCCUCCCAUCCCCGCAAAAGAUAUUUAAGUACGCACAUUAAAUCCUCUGUUCCUCUGUUCGCUCGGUACUGCGGAAACACGUAGGGACAAUCUCAGACCCGUAGCUUAGUGUAUAUCUUGCAUUAGUGACUGGAUUGAAUGUCUGAUGCCUUGAGUAGAUGAGAUCAUGACGCGACUUAAUUGUUAUUUUUUAUAUGCAAAUAUCUUGUCACAGUCCUGACACAGACUCUGGUUUUGUACUGAUAAAUUGGAAGAAACUAAAAUUGUAGAACUAAAUGCUAUAAAUAAUGAAAAGUA